AUGUCAUUGCAAGAUGAUGAUCCUUACCAGAGACAAGAUGAGACUGCCGACCUAGGACAAUACCUCUCAGAUGUCUGGGGACCAUGUCUUUGCGAACCGUCUCUUUCCACAAUUGGCUGCCAUCACACGAACAUCUUCGGCCCAAGAUCCGCCCCGGGAAGGCCUCAGCUGAAGAAGGGCCAGGAGAACAACGUCCUCAUCUACUCGGGCUGCUUCAAUCCGCCGCACCUGGGCCAUUACAAUCUCCUCCGACGGGCAUUUGAAGGCAGCCAAGACCUCAACGUGAUCGCUGCCAUCGUAUAUCCAGUCAGCACAAGAGUUCUGGAACGCAAGGCCGAAAGGAGACAGCAAUGGCUCAUGUUCAAUAUGGCCGACCGCGUGCGACUUUGGCACGGUGACUCGAAUGAGCCCCAGCUCAAGUUUGAAGAUAUGUGGCUUCGUGUUCUGGAAGCAGUCAAGCGAGACGGUUUCGAUCUCAAGUUUAUUGAGGUCGCAGGACCUGAUCACGUCGUACCCACGCGUGUAUACGGGACGUUUGGAUGGGGGUUCGAAAUCUACAGAACCAUCUUGAGCAAUGCAGGAAGAGAGUUCGAUCUUCUUCAACCUGGAGGGCAACUCGAGAAAAUGCGUGGAUAUGGGUUCUGGGAGGAUGCCAUCGACUAUACCAAAGCCAUGAAUCAGAAAACCGACUAUACCAACGCGGUGCACCAGAUUGUCGAGGAGAGAGCUAUUGAGCACAACUCUCGCUUUACGCUACUCUUACCUCCAUUGAUUGCCGGGGCAGCUGAGCAACCACAUCAGAUGGAUGAUCGCAACACAGACGUGGACCAAGAACCAGCCACAGGUACCGACGGUCUCGCUGAAACACACAUAUCAACAGAUAAUUCUAAUGCAAAUGAGGAGAUGGGACACGGUAACGACGUUAUUCCCGAGGGACGGAAAAUCAAAGUCUGCCGACGGAUCGGGGACUCGGAAACCUGGGUUCGCUUCGUUCCAGCGGAUGCCCCGCCCUUAACAUUCAGCUCGACCCUGAUUCGGCGUAUUCUGGAAGGAGGCUUCCUGAAGAAAGGGAAUCUGGCGGGAACGAGUUGGGCGCGAAGUAUGCUGGAGGAUGAGGCCCUUGAUAGUGUCAAGGGGAUGGUCCUGUACCCGGAGGUGCUAGCAAGGAUUAUGCUCCAACGACAUGGAAUUGCAAGGCUAGGUGAGGCUUGACAAGACAAGGAAUCGAAUCAGCAUGAUCAAAAGGCCAGCGGACUUGGACAGGCAGAGUUAUUGAAGUCUCUUCUAGCAAAACUCUGGGUCUGCGUCAACAACCUGAAACCAGUUUCUUUUUAG
Colletotrichum acutatum is the source of this 1335-nucleotide messenger RNA. RefSeq lists its product as uncharacterized. The record is from RefSeq and is a predicted model, not a curated record. NCBI's taxonomy places the organism in Eukaryota, Fungi, Ascomycota, Sordariomycetes, Glomerellales, Glomerellaceae. Gene Ontology annotation, molecular function: catalytic activity. Bases 1 to 1212 code for a protein of 403 amino acids. Gene Ontology annotation, biological process: biosynthetic process. The transcript has 3 exons.